Messenger RNA from Phanerochaete carnosa HHB-10118-sp, 1446 nucleotides. RefSeq lists its product as uncharacterized. Lineage: Eukaryota; Fungi; Basidiomycota; Agaricomycetes; Polyporales; Phanerochaetaceae. Gene Ontology annotation, molecular function: DNA binding; protein heterodimerization activity; RNA polymerase II general transcription initiation factor activity. The transcript is spliced from 4 exons. Bases 1 to 1446 code for a protein of 481 amino acids. Gene Ontology annotation, cellular component: transcription factor TFIID complex. The record is from RefSeq and is a predicted model, not a curated record. Gene Ontology annotation, biological process: transcription initiation at RNA polymerase II promoter.
AUGAAGCAAGAAGAGGGUGCACAAACACCCACUACCACAUUCUCAGCAGCACAAUGGGGAAACCAAAUUCCUAUAGACCCUGCUCUUCAGCAACAGUCUCAACCUCAGCAACCUCCGCCUCAGCAACAAUCUCAAUAUCAACCCUCGCAGCAGGCGCAACCACAAACACAGUACCAAACCCAACAACAGACACAGCCACAAGCACAGUACCAAGCACCGCAACAGACGCAGCCGCAGCCGCAAGCACAGUACCAGCCCCAGCAGCCUCAGACGCAGCCACAACAGGCGCAACAUACCACCACACCUCAAUACUCACAUUAUCAGGCAUACCAGCAAUACACGCAGCAUUCGUAUUCGCACUACCAGUAUCAGCCUGCACAAACUACGCAGCAAGCUCAGCUGGCUACUAUCCCCACUGCUCCGAAGCCCGUCACUGCUGCUCCAGCACCUGUAACAAGUAGCCUGGACACAACAGACGUGACGAAGCUUAAUGAUGCGUUGGGCAGUGCUGGAGUUGAUCUCAGGGCAGAGGAAGAGUCCUUGCAUAGAUCUUUCGACCAGUAUCAGUCGUAUCGUCCAUACGAGGAUCGCAGCCGGAAACAGCCAGUGCGGCCGAAUUUUGACACUCGCAUUCUUGGUCAGAGAAUACGAGAUAUUGGAGCACAACAUAAAGUGACCAAGGUUCCGGAAGACUCGGUUAACUACCUUGCGCUCGCGCUCCGUGCACGGCUGCAAGAUCUUGUGGAGGCCAUGAUUGCAGCUUCUGCACACCGCACAGACACUCAGUUCGACCGUCCCGCAUCGCAAUUCGAAGACGGGAAGCCCAUGUGGAGUAUCCUCAUACGUGCUGACGUGUCAAAGCAGCUCGCAGCCAUUGAGCGCGUCGAACGCGAAGAUGAGACUAGAGUCCGGCGGGAGCGCAAAGAGCGGAGCGAGAUGGCGGCUGCGCACGCAGCGGCACUGGCUGCGCAGCAGGCCGGGAGUGGCAUGUCUGUCGACGGCGACGCAGAGGACGGGCAGCCGAAGAAGAAAAAGAAAAAGGCAGAUGGUCCUGGUGUCACGGCCCGCAAUAUGUCUGAGGAUGUGCGCAAGAAGAUGUCGAACGCUGUCGCGAGCCAGGCGGCGGGCCUUGGUACGAAGUACGCGUGGAUGAACACGAGCGUGGGGAGCACGCCACCAGCGACGAAGUCGAAGCCUGCCGCACCCGCGACCCCUGCCGCACCUUCGGCACUCAGUCCGGUAACGACCACGACCCCGGCAGCCAGUGCCGCUUCUGCCAGUUCGUGGGCAAGACCAUAUAUUUCAAUAAAACCUACGACCCAGAGCACCGCGUCACCCGAGGCAGAAGACAAGCGACGACCAAUCACGCUCCGAGAUGCUAUGUUUGCCAUUGAGAAGGAGCGUGGCCACGGUGGCGGACGAGGUUCUGCGAAAGGAUGGACUUAA